Messenger RNA from Dermacentor albipictus, 3606 nucleotides. RefSeq lists its product as uncharacterized. Gene Ontology annotation, molecular function: zinc ion binding. The record is from RefSeq and is a predicted model, not a curated record. NCBI's taxonomy places the organism in Eukaryota, Metazoa, Arthropoda, Arachnida, Ixodida, Ixodidae.
UGAGCCUACGCAGUUCGUUCUUUAUUAUACGCUGGCGCGCGCACGUGGUUCUCGCCGACGUGGUCCCGACUGGCAUGGCGGGCACCAAAACGUUCACGUGCGAGCUGGACGCCAGUUCGAACUGCCCAGCGAGUGUUGUAUGGCUCCGUGUUGACCUCUGCACUGCCGAGGACGCGUACGAGUGGAUCGCCAGCUACAGUCGGACUACCAAUACGACAUGGAUUGUCGACUGGGAAGUCCGAAAUCCAAAGAGGAUGGUGUUUCACAAGAAAUGGAGAUGCCAGCACAGUAACCUCAACAAGACCGCUGGCCUGAAGUCCACGAACUGUUCAGCAUUUGUCGACAUCAAGAUCAAGGCUGUGACAAAGCAAACACAAAGAAACGAUUCAUUUCUGAAGAGGGAGCAUCCUUUGUGCGCCAUCGUUAAGCUAAAGGAGGACCACAACCAUGAGCUGAGCUGUGCUGAUGGACUGCGCCUUCUACGAAGCUCUGCUGACACACGGGCCACUUUCCACAGCUAUUUUAAAGAUGGCCUUGCACCUGCAGAGUCUCUUCAGCUUCACCAGCAGAAACUUGCUGUCGAAGAUGAUGGUGUCCAGCAACUGGCAAAUGGUGCACUCAAUCCAUCUGCUAACACUGUGUACCACUGGUUUAGGAUGUGGCGCAAAGAUAACUAUGGUGAUGAACUGGAUCCACUCAGCAAGCUGGAGGAAAAGGCGCCAUUGUAUCAUCAAAAUGGGGUCAAUGUUAGCACGACCAAGUCAAAGGAUGGCAACUGCUGGGCAGUGUUGGUUGUUACAAGGAUCAUGCAGCGGACACAAGGCUUGGAAGCUGCAAGCGAGAUCAUCUUUUUGGACUCAACAGCUUCCUGUGACGAGUCACAGGCUACCGUUACAGUAGUGCUCACAGCUACUCCAGUCGGUGCUAUACCGAUCGCUGUGCUUAUGCACAAUUCCCAGACAACGGAAAGCUACAAGACAGCAUUUGGCCUCUUGAAACAGAAAUAUCCAUUCUGUUUUGGUGGCUUACAUACCCCACAGUCAUUCAUGACUGACAAUUCAUCGGCAGAAAAAGCAGCUCUGAAAGCAACAUGGUCUGAAGCAACUCAACUUCUCUGCCAUUUCCACGUGGCCCAGGCGGAAUGGCGGUGGCUGCAUGCAUCAAGCAGCAGCAUCACUCGUGACGAGAGACGGGAACUGAUGACAGCAUUCCAGAAGGUGAUGUAUGCGUCUUCAGCGGAAGAGCUAGCUGCUGCCACUGAAGAGUUGCUCCGGAAGCCUCACCGUGCAUAUGUGACACGAGUACGUGCAUUCCUUGAACGGAAGGAAGAGUGGGUGCUCUUUUUUCGGUUGAGCCUUAUGACGAGAGGCCACAACACAAACAAUUAUGCUGAAGCGACUAUUCGUGUACUGAAGGAUGUGGUGCUUGGCAGGCAAAAGGCAUAUAAUGUAGUUGCCCUUGUGGACCUUGUGGCAACAGUCUGGGAGGACUACUUUUCGAGAAGACUGCUUAAUCAUGCAUACAACCGUGUGCCAGCUCACCAAAUCUUCUAUAGCAAGCUUGUGCACAGGAUGCCUGAAAGUGUUGCACAGUCGGUGUGUGCUCUUGGUGAUAGCCUGUACCAGGUGCCCAGUGGGCAGGAAGAUGGUAAGAUUUAUCACGUUUGGCAAGACGUCGGCACUUGCACUUGUAGAAAUGGCCAACAAGGGGCAUUCUGCAAGCAUCAAGCAUUGGUUCAUAGCAUCUAUGGGGGAGGAUUUCCAAAUGCCCCAAUACUGAAACCCGAUGACCGGCAUAAGUUAGGUAUCCUUGCCCUGGGUGACAAGUGCCCUGACAAAAGUUUCUUUGGAAGCUUCCGUGAGGUGCUGCCAGAGCUCCCGUCCACCAGCACUGCUCAGGAAGUACGCAGCCAACAUGCACCUGAGCCUCAGGAUGAGCCAAUAGAGCUUGACCAACAUCACUUGGAGUGCUCCAAUUCCAACGAACGUCGCCAGGAUGCUGCCGAGGUGCUCAAACAAAUCCAGGAGGAGGAGUGGCGCUACUACUCCUUGGCUGCUGACAACACCUAUUAUCUCACUGUACUUGAACAGGUGCUGGCAGAAAUGAAGAAAGUGCACAAGGAGCCCCAAGUGAUUGCCUCUUAUCUUGCCCAGAAGGCUGCUUUUACAAGUGCUAGAAGGCGUGGCCGCACCAUCAAAGUUCAGCCGACUGGAAUAGCUAGACGUCGGCCUGGUGUGGGUAGAGGCUCUGGCAGACUGCGAGAGGGUCGCCCCUCCAAACAUCAAAAGGCCAAGCGUGCACAUGCACUGCACUUAAGCGUGAAGUGUGGUGUGCCCCAUGCGAAGUCCCAUGGAACUAGGCACUGAGCACAAGAGUAGGCAGCAUUCAUGAAUGUUUGAAGAGGCAGCGCCCAGGGCCUGUGGAGGGCAUACAAACUACUCUUGCUGUGCUGCAGCCAUACCAAGUGUUAGUCGUGCAACAGCACAUUGCAUAGUCGUUUAACUUGAAUUGUCACUUCGGUUAAGGAUACUGAGCCGUGUUUCACGAAUAGUAAAGUGCAUGGAAUUAGCUAAGCAUUACCAGAAAAUGAUAAUAGCAUUGGUGGGUCAUGCCAUUAUGCACUGUCUUUUGGGGAUGCUUCGAAUAAUCAAACCCUCUAGGAUGUGGCAGUGCUUGCUUGUGAUUUUCACUCCGAACAAGUCAUAUCGUUUGCCCUAGCCCUCCCAAUUGAAUAGCCUUAUCAAAUGCCUCAACUACAUUGUUAAUUGUUCUUUGCCUUUAGUGUCCCUUUAAGGAUUCCAUUAUCCUGCUUGAACAUCUUAAGUAAAGCUCAGAUAAAACAUGGAUGGCAGAAAGAAUGAGGACAUACAUACAGAGUGCUGCGCGGUGUAGAAGAAAUGUACUGAACUAGCGCCUGUUGAACGGUUAGUGCUAGUCGUAAGCAGUUGACCAACUUGUCCUUCUUGACAGUGCUUUCUGGCAGACAGGCCACUUUGUGCCGACCAUGAAGUUUCACUUUUAUUUGGCAAAACUGGUUCUGCUUUGAUAGCCAUGAAAUAUCCCAAGGUGCUGUCAAAAGAAUUUGUGCUUCUGCUUCCUGUUUUGGCUUGUGGAGGAGGUAUGCAGCAUCUUUCAAAAAUGGGACGUAGUUCAAAGUCAAAUGUGUGGAACGAGUCACGAUUUAUCGUCGCUGCUCUGUCUGCCUCCAUGGCAACCCUUGCAUUGCCUAUCACAGACCCUCGUCCUGACCUCAUUCCUUUGAAUUUCACUUGGGUAAGGAUUAUGAGGGGAGUUCACCAGAGAACCAACCAGCGUUAUAAGUGACGAAUACUGUUUAAAAUGGUGUUACGCUGGCUGGUCACCGAUAUCCAUGGGGCCUAAAGGAGGUUACAUUUGAAAAGGGGCACACACUGGCCUGAUGCGUGCUUACUCUCAGAUGUCUGUUUACUAUGUCAAAGGAAUUGUUGGUUUUUGAUGAAAGGUUACCAUCGGUCACUUUCAUGUCACUUGAAGCAAUAAACUAGGGCGGAGGAGGAGGUGCACAUUUUGUAUUUUUAGGGGCGCUCUUGCUUGGUAGAGCGGAUGAAGCCUCCUGCUAUUGUUAAU